UAUUGGUCACAAUCAUAUUAAAAUAAAUUAAUCGUUUAAUUGUUCUUACGAGAUAUUGUCGAUCGAAGAAUACCAUGGUUACUUACUACUAACAAAUAACACCAAUGCCAAUGUUUCAAUGCAGCAACGGUUCGCAGUUUUUAACAGAAAACUUCUGAGUGUAGAUCAAUCGGUUACGAAUUUGUUAGAAUUCAAAAGGAUUUACUCAGAAAGAAAGACCUAGUAAUAAAACAUAUACUAAUAUUAUAGUAUAAAAAUUAAUCAAUUUUUGGCAGUGUAAUCUUUAAAUAUACAUUGUACUCAUAUUCCGCUGAUAAUGCUCAGUUUAUUAACAACAUUCCAAGGAAGCGUCAAGUGUAAAGUGUGGAAAAAAUUGCGGUUGUUUCACGCUACGGACUUUCAAUCGCUGAUGUAUCCCUGCUUCACCUUUUGCAGCGUUCUCGGAAUAUUCCCGUACAAAAUCAAUGGCUCGACUUUCGAGACUUCCAAACAACGUUACAUCCUAUCAACUGUUGUUCUUUGUGUCCUCUGCAUUUAUGAGCUGAUAGUGCUUUAUGAGAUCGACAUUACUCAAACGAUCAAAUUCAAAGGUGUCCCGAAGACACUUGAGCGUAACUGCUUUUACAUACUUGGUAAUUUUAUCGCGAUCGUUACAUACAUUCUGAACGGUUCUCGAAUGCACUUGCUCCAGAACAUAAUGAAUGUCUCUUCGAAUCUGCCUCUCGAUUCAUAUCAGAAGCUGUCUAAAUUGAUCCAUAUCAAAGAUAUUAUUGGUUUCUCCUAUUUAAUCUGGGAAAUGGUGUUUUAUUAUUCCACCUUGGAUUUCGAUACUUGGCAUAAAGCUUUUGUACCGUAUCUCAAUUUCCUGAUCUUCCAGACGGAUAUGCUAUAUAUGAAUUGUGUUUGUAUAUUAAAGGCCUGUUUCAAAAGAAUCGACGAUAAUCUGAUGAAUUUACGGGAGCACGUGGUAAACGAUCAGCCGCAUCUCCUAAGGCGAGUCUAUCACGAGCAGAGAAAUUCGCUUCUGUUAAAAGAACUCAAGGCUUUGAAGAAGCAGCAUCUGGCGAUCAGUGACACGGUGCACAAGUUAAACAUGAUUUUUAGUCUACAGCUUCUUGCUACCAUAGUUCUGACUUUUGCCGAACUCACUUUCGAAUUGUACUUUUAUAUAAUGCAUUGGAAAAUCGGCAUGUUAAUGAACAAUGUCAGCCAUCCGAUUUAUGAUUUUCUUUUGGCAGUAUCUAUGACAUAUUACACUAUAAAAAUUGUGUUGAUAGUAUGGGCCUGUGAUACUGGCAAAGAUCAGGCCACGAAAAUCGGCAUCACCGUUCAUGAACUGCUUAAUGAUAUUACAGAUGAGCAAAUCCAAGACGAGUUGCAGUUGUUUUCCUUGCAAAUACUGCACCGCGAAAAUGCGUUCUCCGCGAAGGGUCUCAUUGUGGAUGCUACUCUUCUCACUGCAGUAAGUGGGCGAUUAUUUAUUUCUUAAUUAAUUCGACGUAUAUUGUUUAUUUUCUUAUUUCUGAUUUUAGAUAGUGGGUAACAUAACUACAUAUCUAUUAAUCUUAAUACAAUUUUUAAUUGCCACGAAUUUUUGCAAUGGAAAGCAAGCACAUAAUAUUACA
This is a messenger RNA of Wasmannia auropunctata (little fire ant), 1625 nucleotides long. Its product is annotated as putative gustatory receptor 28a. Gene Ontology annotation, biological process: sensory perception of taste. The record is from RefSeq and is a predicted model, not a curated record. Lineage: Eukaryota; Metazoa; Arthropoda; Insecta; Hymenoptera; Formicidae. Gene Ontology annotation, cellular component: dendrite; membrane; axon. The transcript is spliced from 2 exons. The coding region runs from base 317 to 1489 and encodes 390 amino acids.